GCAGUUCUUGUAUUUGUUGUGUCAAUUAGAAGAUUUUCGUCAAAUCAGUUUCCGCAAGUGAAAACUUAUUAAUCUCAGAUUGUUCUUACACCUCCACACUCGUUGGAAAAUGCAAAUUUGAAGCCGCUGCGUUGCUUUCUUUCUCUCGGCCUCACAUUGUUUUUGUAACUGCCCUUUCGUUUGCGUGUUUGAGUCGAUUUUCAGCAAGCGAGAGGCGAUCACUAACAGUCAGCGCCUCCAUGCCUCUGGAUUUUCCUCCGUAUUACGGUAAGUCGCGCUAGUUUUAGCAAGAUUAAAUAACAAAAAUUCAGAAACAACAAGCAGCUUGUGGCAAAAUCAAAUCUGAUUUACCACAACAUUCAACGACCAAACAGAUUGAGCUUUUUAAGCGACUGAUCGUCAAUUUUGCAGUUUUUAAACCAUCGGGGUACGUCUAGUUUCAAAAAAUUUUAAAUUCUAGGCCAAAAACACCUUUAUACUUGAACUGCAGUCCAGCUUUCGGGUAAUUUUGGGCAACUGAUCGUAACGUUCUAUCAAACCUAUUUUUCUAAAUCCGGUCAUUCCUUUGCGAUCGUCGAACUUGUCAUAGCUGUCAAAGGUAUUGGAAAUCUAAAACUUCGCUCAGUACUCAGAGAUCUCUAAAACAUGUUAUUUUUUUAUCUAUUUAAAUUUUGAUUUUUUCAUUUAGUCGAUGUGAUUUCUAGGCUUUAGCAAGGAGUCAACUUGGCUUUUUUUUGCCAAAAAUUGUUUAUUUUCCCUUAAUGAAUGAUUGUUUUAUUUUCGCCCUGUUUAUGUAUUUUUAGUUUCUCAGGCGGUUUUAUGUUCCGUCAUAUAUCUCUGUUCCUAUCAGUGUUUCUAGCUGAUAUCUAACAAUUAUCGCUAAUACAGUAUAUUUUUCUGCAUCAAGUACGAUAAGUUUCUAAGAACGUCAUACCGAGAUAAGGCAAAUGCUCAGAAAUGUCCUAAUUCAUAAGUUGAUAUGAAUGUUUUAUUCUUCUUCAUAGAAAAUGAAAUAAUAUUUUGAUUAAAAUCAAAUGAUAUACUUUAUUUUGCUGCCUUAAGGCAAAGCAGUAUGUCUGCCACAAUUUUCUUUUUUUAUUAUUUCGCUUCAUAGCCGACGGGAUUAUGUGGGUGCCAGAAAUCGUAAUGACGUUGAUAAUGGUGUAUUUUCCAAUUCCUCCUAUUGGCGAAGGCAUCUACUUGCGUCACAAUACACCAAGUCAAUGAAAUCGGGGCAGAUUUAAGGGAACAAAAAGAUAUAUUCGACAAUUUUACUAUCGAUGACCAGUUGAUUUUUUUGCUGAUGACUUACUGUGGUAAACUACACGAUGUAAUAGUCCAGAAAAGAUUAUUUUUUUAUUUCAUGUCAGUUUGUUGACAUUGUUUGACACGUAAGAGGUUUCUUUUGAGUCAACAUGAGGGAAAAUGAAUUUAAGUGAAACAAAACCCGUCUAUAACUGCCCAAUGAGUGUCGCCUAAUGUUUGUUAUGGUAGUGUAUGUUGUAAUAGUUACUGUAAAUUACAUAGUUACCGAGUUACCAUUUGGAACAAUCAAUUUCACUCUGUCGAGUCGCAGAUUCAAUCGUGGUGACAGCGGGAGUCUGUCAAGACGAAAACACAUGUAAUUAUUUCAUUUUUAAAAAUGAAACCCCUCCGACUCGUAUCCUUGGAUGCUUUUGCUUUUGUUUAUUUUAUUUAUUUUACAAAGCAAAUUUCACAAUGAUUUUUUUUAAACUUUCUUUUUCCUGGUGUUAGCAAUUUUACUUUAAGGGUUCAACUGGAUUUGAAAGUUGCACUCAGUAAAGCCUAAAAAAAUAUUCUUGUAGGAAAAUGUUAAAAUACGUCGAAAGGCCAAACUCGCAAAAUUGACUUAGGAUUUUAUCAACGAAAAGCCUUCAAAAAGCAGUUUGUAGAUAAAUGUCAGAAAGCAAAAACAUCGUUUUCAGCCUUUUUGAUCAACAACUGAAUUUUAUGGACUUUUAUUUUUGUUGAUAUUUUCAGCCUCGACAUGCUUAUAAAAAAUGACUCUUAUAUAUAUUUAAAAAACUUCACAUUUUCUGUAUGUGACGUUAGGUUAUUUCAAAGUGUUUUUCUCAAUUUAUUGUUGACCAGAUUGGCGUCACUUAUAAUAUCUGAGUUUAAUUCAUAAUACCUUUUCCAUCCCUGCUGAGCGCACAAAUACAGCACAGCUUUGAAGAGACAUGUCGCAAUAACAUGAUUAAAAGCAGACUGUUCUUUACUUUGGUAGCUGGAGUGGCGGGAGAAGACAUGUUGGACGAAUUUCUGGUCGGUAAACGAGAGCUAGAUCACGGUCAAAGUGCAACUAUGGAUGUGCGAAGGUUUGUUAAGACAAAAGAGGAAUUGGAAUUAAGUUUAGAAAGAAUGUGUUAUCUGAUUCUAAUUCGGAUUGAUGGUAUUGGGACUGAAAAAUGACCGAUUAAUUGCUCCAGGAUCAAAAGAUUUAUUUGAAUAUCUUACCAUUUGACUAAUUGACUUAUACAUCUGGGAAUAUCUUUAUUAAUUGGUCAUUUGCUGAGUAAGCUGAAGCUUUUAUGGUUUUUAUGGUUUAUUUAUUGCUCACUGAACGUGAAUAUAGUUUUAUAUUGGUAUAAAUUUGUGACUUUGCCAAAGUAAUGUGUAUUAUGACUGUUACUCAAAGAAGAUAAUCAACUUUGCAUUAACGAUUAUCUGAAGUCGGAUUGAAUCAGUUUUACUUCGUCAAUCUUAUGCUAUUUAUGCGAAUGUGCAUCAAAUGUAGAAUAUUGCAACUUUCGUUGUGGUUAACGUUUCUCCCUUAAAUUAUUUCAGAUUUCUCAACGUAAAAUAUCACCAAGCCUCGAUUGGAAAACUUAAAAAAGCCGCCUUAGCUUGCACGAUAGCUAUCUUGCUCAUUAUUGUUGUAAUGUUCACUGUCGGCUCCCCGUCAACCCGUCACCUUCCGGUGAAAACGCUUCCAGAGCCAACAGCCGCUGGGAAGACUGGUACCGAGAUAAAGCAAAGACCCUCUUUCGUGCGGGCCACAAAUCCCGACAUACCGUUCGAGCUAACUCUCAACUGCAAUUCAUGCGCAUUGGUGAGCUCUUCUGGAAUGCUGCUGGGAAACAACGCGGGCUCGCAGAUUGAUUCUGCAGAUUGUGUCUUCCGAUUAAACUCGGCACCGACGAUUGGUUUUGAAGAAGAUGUCGGAAGUAAAACAACGGUUCGGGUGUUUUCAGUAUCUGGGUUAAAGUCUUUGAUCAGAGAUACCUGGCAGAAAAGUGUGGAUACUUUUCAAGGCUUGGAUUAUAUGAUUUUGCUGGGACCGGAUGAACUUCUGUGUAGAAACUGUACACUUUCUAAAUUGUACCAGAAAUUAGCGCAUUAUCUUGAAAACACUGAGUUGCUACAGGUCACGAAGGAAGCCUAUCAAAAGGCCAAACAAGAAACCAAGAAUCUUGGCCUAAAGUAUGCAAGGUAACAUUUUUUUUGUGAACUGUUGAAGCAAGUUGUUAUGAUCCAACAUGUUUGGCAAAAAAAUCAUACACAUUUAUUAUAAAGUCGAACCUCUUCACAAAGGCCACCUUGGGGUCAGAAGAAAGAAGCCGUUGUAGAGAGGUUGCCAUAAGUGGCGGUUCGACUGUAUUUUGCUAUGCCUUUCUUUUCCUCGCCGAAAGAACAGUUUGCUGCUCUUUCGUCAGUUUUGUCAUCGAUCUUUUUCAGUGAUCCAGAUCUUUUUUAACAAUCCGAAUACUGAACUUACCGGGUUUAUAGCAGUAGUUUUGGCUUUCAAAUUUUAUUCUUUCUUUUUUUCUUUGUAAGCCAAUAACCAAGCACAUCGCCGACGCACUCAUCGGGUAUUUUCCAUAAUGCCAGACCAUCUAGUCAGUGACUAGGAUUGGCCAAGGUAAAAUGGACGACGUUUUUUAACUCAAACAAAAUUUUCAGAACUGAAGCGUUCAUUUACGUUGUAACCUCAAUUUUGAGUACUUCUCCGCAGUGAAGUGGCACUGGAAACGAGAAUUUUGAAAAUUGAACUGCAAGUUUCGGUCGGAAUAUUCCCGCAAACACCAAAGCAUGUCCCAGAGAAUACGACGAAAAUUUCGCGGGAUAAUGGAAGCCACUAUACCUGCGAUACUUAAAUGAAAGCCACUCUUAAAUAAAAACCAACUAAAACUUAUUACUUAACCUUUUAUCUCAGGUCUUUUUCCUUAAUUUUUAUGGGAAAAGCUCUGGGAGUGAGUUUGGUAAGAACUUUGACUGCACGCAAAAACUUCCAAAAACGCACGCGGGAGAGCCCCAACCUGGUUUCAAUUUUAUUUCCAGCUGUUUUAAAAGCAGCCAGUAGAUAGGUGUCGACAGAAGGUGAACAUGAGGUGUUUAAUUACAUUAACACAAUUGUCCAACAACCAGCCUCCUCCUCACGCGCUUUGUCUUUCGAAUGGUUUCGCAUAGAGGCGACCGCGAAACGCGAGUAACUGGUGACUAAACGCAAGGGACCAUGGGAAGGGUGCGAAAAUUUUCAUCGAGAGAGAGACGUCUGGGUACGAGGCAGGUCCAACAAUGAAAGCUCUUCAUCUGUUCAUUGAUAUGGUAUAGUAGUUUUAGCAAUAUUUUACCCGUCAAAAGAAGUUAAAUUUUUCUUUCUGAAAACAUUUUCCCUUUUAUUUCUUCCUCAGCCUAGACCUACCUAUCUCCACAAGAUUUUACGCGUUGAGUUUGGCUCGACAUGUUUGUCCUCAAAUCAGGGUGUUCGGAAUGGAGCUCGGGAAUCCUUGUGAACGGUUUGUAAAAUAUCUUAUCAUAUGCAAAAACAUACUCACUAAAGAACCAUGUCAAAAAUUUUCUUGCGCAAAUGGGUUUUACUUAAUCAGAGGCGCGAACGAGGUUUUUAAAGUGUGAGAAAAAUUGUUCAUCCAUAAAACGCUUCUGUCAAAAACAUAAUUUAAAAGCCUGGCCCCAGUUGUUCAAACUUUGAAUAGAGCUAUCCACCAGAUAAAUCAGAUAUCGUUAUCGUAGAUAGCGUUAUCCACGUUUUGAACAACUGGUAGCAGCUUUCUUUUACGACUUUGCUCCUUUAACACUGCCGUCAUAUAUAUUGCUUUUAGAUUGCGAUCCGUGCCCAUGUUCUACUGGGAUCAAGAAUCCUGGCAGACUAAAUGCCUGACACAGGAGAAACGAAUAAAGCAGCGGAUGUUUCAAGGAGAACAGAGACUUUUAAUGGAGAGAGAAAUUUUCCAUUCGUGGGGUGAUAAGUAUCACAUCGAGUUCUUUUACCCUUCUCAGAGGAAAGUAACAUGAAUAUUAUCUACUUGGACAAGUUUCAGUGUUUUAGAUAUUAUUUUUGGGAAAAUGGGAAAGAAGAUGAAAAAGGCUGUGCCUCUAACACUAUGGUAAUCUUCGCAGCCACUGUUUCCGUUGUCACGCAAGCUUUGUCCAUUACAGAAAUGUAACACAAGACGUCACACAAUGCGUCACACAACACGUGACACGAUGUUUGUUCCGUUACGAUGAUAAAGAAUUUUAUGCCCAGCGCCGGACGCGAAAGUAUACAUUCCUAGCUACUGUGCUGAGUGUUAAGUUGGCCAUCCAAAGUUUUUUUUUAAAGAAGUUUAAAAACUUCUUUAACAGAAUGCUUGAGUAAAAUCACGUGGGAUCGAUUUUGCCGUACUAACAAGUACUUGCUAUACUUAUUCAGUACGCGUAUGAUAAAUUAUGUAUUUUAUUUAUCAAAUUACGUUUUGUUUAAAAAUUAUAAUUUAACUUGAGAAAAAAAUGAAAAUGUAAACUGAAUCCAU
Molecule: messenger RNA, 5774 nt
Organism: Porites evermanni
Lineage: Eukaryota; Metazoa; Cnidaria; Anthozoa; Scleractinia; Poritidae
Source: the annotation of a GenBank genome assembly